This is a messenger RNA of Thunnus maccoyii (southern bluefin tuna), 4634 nucleotides long. RefSeq names its product tripartite motif containing 66 (gene trim66). Bases 750 to 4550 code for a protein of 1266 amino acids. Gene Ontology annotation, molecular function: protein binding; zinc ion binding. The transcript is spliced from 18 exons. Lineage: Eukaryota; Metazoa; Chordata; Actinopteri; Scombriformes; Scombridae. The record is from RefSeq and is a predicted model, not a curated record.
CCCUCUCACUGUAGACAGACACAUAGCGCAGGACAGCUGACAUGAUUGACAGGCUGACAGCAGAAGUUGCUCCGCAGACAGACUCGUCUCCUCUGGACUGAAAACAUCCUCACACGCGCUCACACUGAUGUCUACUUAUUGGUUUUGCAUGAGAUGUGCACUUGACAUAUAUAUAUAUGUAUACACACAGUUUCUAGAUGCUUUGUACUGCGUGCUGUCCGUGCGUGCCGACUUUGUGUUUGCAGACUGUCCUCUUGUGUUUUGGAUUGCACCACGCACGAUGCCAUGAUAGGGGCGUAAUCUCAUGCGCACUUUCUAAAAAAUAAUAUCACGCUCAGUGAUGCGCUGGAGGUGAAGCUGCCAAUGAAACGCAGAGGAUGCGGGGGCAGGCACUCUGCAGCUCUGACUGACACCCUUGUUGUUAUUAAACGAGGACGCAUUAAUAAAGUGCUGUCAGACUGACACGUUUAUGAACAGGUGGAACAUGAACGUGCCAUAAGGAAAAUCACUGGAAAUCCCUAAUUCUCACAGCUUAACACGAGGGGGUCCUACACAUGGAUGAACUGGGGGAGGAGAGAGCACAGUGAGGCUGUCAUGUAAGCCGUCUCCUCUGAGGCCACCUCUCGGUGCGCACUGCUUCCUGCCUCAGGUAGAAACCUCAGUGUUUCUGUUGCUGAGGCGUCAGACUGCUCGCUCUCCUCUCCUCUCCCUCCCACUGAGAAGGCGACUCCACUCUCCAAGGCACUGAAAUGGACAAGAGCUGCUCAGAGUGUUCAGAGCCAACACUUGCACAGAGCCUGUGUACACUCUGCAACAAGUGGUUGUGUUACCAGUGCACAGAUGCACAUCAGCAUCAGAGAGCCACUUCAACUUCCCAGUACACAGACUUGCACCAACAACAGAGGCCCAGUGCCGCCCAGUGUCCCGACAUGCACCAGAGAGGCUCCAGCUCCCUGCCUCCGACUGGACAAGGCCCGGGGUCGUAUCCUUGUUCCCUCCUCAUGUGCCACUCUCACAGACAGGAGCCCUUGGAGCUGUUUUGUGAGUCAUGUGACCUUCUGUGCUGCAGCAGCUGUCACCUGUCCUCCCACAAAAACCACAGGGUGGUGCAGAUUGGGAAGGCCCUGCAGGAUCAGCAGUGGUUGUUUGAGAGCCUGAUGGUGCAGGUGGAGGAGAGGAGGUCUGCAGUGGAGAACAAUGCCAAGCAGAUAGAGGACAGAGUUCAUGGAGUAAAGAUUGCACACAGGAAGGCGGAGAACCAGAUUAAAAUGGCAAAGAUGAUUAUGAUGAAUGAGCUUAACAAACGAGCCAACCUAUUAAUAGAGCAACUGGAGAAAAUCUCAGAGGACUUCCAGCAGCGUCUGGAGGACCAGCUGCAGGGGGCAAUAGAGAUGUGUGGCCAGCUGGACCAUGUGCAGAAGUUCAUCACCUGGGCUACAACUCACCAUUGCAGAGGCCCGGUGCUCUUCAGCAGGGCACUGAUUUCACUCCAGAUGCAGCAACUGCUUGAGCCAUCACUUCACCCCGACUCUUGGAGUCCCGUGAAGAUCAAAUUCAACUGGGAUGCUAGUUACUGGACGAAGCAGAUUUCCUCUUUAGGCCAACUGACUGUUGAGGGAGGAAACUUCACCUACCCUCAGGGUUUGGCCUGCUCCAGUAUUCUGAGGCCACAGCCUAUCACCUGCUUGGCUCUGCCGUCUGUGUGUCACAGAGGACUAGAGUCAGGCUGUGGGUACCAGACCUGCUAUGAGUCCCAGAUGUGUUGCCUGCAUGGUAUUCCCUCUCAGCCAGAUCUGCCCAGACUGGACAAAAGCCAGCUGGGAGCCACAAUUUACAACUCCAGCUGUGUUCAGCCCACCCUUCUCGCUGCCUCCCUGCACCAGAACCAGCAGCUCCAGAGGUGCUGGGACCCAAACAGCUCCUCAGCCUUACAACCAUCCUCACAAUCAUCCCCUGUUGCGAUGAUCCAGCUCAAUUGCAGUCGUGCAUCCUCAUCCCAGCCACAAGCCGCUGCCUCCCAGCCCCUGUCUCAGACUAAAUCUUAUCUCUAUCACCAACACCAGAGGGAAGCUCUAUCAGACAGCCAGGCUCAGCCAAGUGCAGACCGUAGCAGGCCAGGCCGGGGCCAAAUGCAUGGCCAGCGUCAGGGGAAGGUGCCCACUAGCACAGCUCUGCAGCAGGAGCUCAGUCACACAGCUGUGGACCGAGAUGUGAUGACUGAAGAGAACUGGGAGGAAAGAUGCAGAGUUGAGGAGACUCGCGGACAAACAGCAGCGGUUGAACGUAGAGAGCUACUGGAUGAGGAGCUGCAGCAGAACAGGAGGGAGCAAAGUCCUGUCCAACAGCAACAUCACUUCCAAGUUUCUCCAGCAGCAGAGCUGAGAAAAGAGAGGACAAGACCUGCACUGAUGCUCAGAGACCACAGAGAUGGCAGGAGAUCCACGUCCCUGGAGGUGUCCAUGACAGCCCACGAGUGUGGAUCUGACGUACAGAGCAGCAGGCUCAGCCCUAGUUCAGUGUGCGCGAGGAGGAAGAGACGCUCCCAGAGCAUCCCGGCAGAACUGGCAGCCCCAUCCACCAGGCCUUACACUGAAAGGCCCACAGGAUGCACUCCCAGCCUGGAAGCAGGAGCUGCACAUAAGUUUGCUGGUAAGGAUCCCAGGCAGAGGAGAGCUUCAGAUGGCGUGCUUUGUGUUGUCAAGGAAACUUCGUUUGACAUGGCCCCCUCCAGAGGCUACCGGUCUCCAUUACUGUCCUAUAAGACAGAGCCAGAUCACUGUUUUACUUAUGUAAAUGAAGAGAUUGACUAUGAAGCCAAGGAAAAGUGCAGGUUGUCACGAAACAGUCACAACAGCAACAUAGAUGUUCAGAAGGACUUGGGAAGGCCCAGGGUUCCAAUGGUUUGCUUAGAGCGCCUCAAAAUCCUUGUGUCUCAACUCCCUCCACAUGGAAGACGGCAGAGUGACCCUUUACCUGCCAGCACGACGGAGAAGAGUGAAAGUUUGCUGCAGCAGAGGACCUGGCAUGAUGUAACCCUUGAAGGUAUAACUGGAGGCUCUGAGACCAUGAGGACCACACACUCAGUCACAGCGCCACCAUAUGCAGAGCGACAAACUUGCAAUCAGUCUACCACACACAUAACCAGCAGUGAGUUUGACACCCGAGGAAGACUCAGCACUCGCACAGUAUCUACACUGCCAUCCACUGACCCUGAAUAUGUGCCACAGGGUUGCUCUGCACUUGAUCUGGACUCGGACUCUGAUCCCAGGUCAGUCUCAGAAGUAGCAGUUGUUUCUCUGGUAGAUCCAGACUGUAACCCACAGCUAGACUCAGAUGCAUCACCAGAGUCUGACUUAAACGCAGAGUCUUCAUCUGAGGCUGAACUUGAAUGUCUGGCUGCGGAGAAAUCAGCAGCUGCAGGGGCAAUGGGGCCUCGUGAGGAAACUCACAUUGUGGGGGAUUCAGAGCCAAGUCUUGAAUAUGAGGCAGACCCAGAGUCAGAUGCAGGAGCGGGAUCUGAGGAUGUCCAAGGGCUGGACGCUGAUGCAGAAUCAGGCGAUGCUGAAACCGAGUCAGAUGUCCAGCCUGAAUACGAUCCCAGUUUUCAGGCAGAAACUGAUUCUGACGUUGUAUCCGAUCAGCCACUGGACUCUCAAGGCUCCUUGGAGUCUGAACUCGACAUUGAAUCUGAACCUGAACUGACAACAGACGACCCACAACCGCUUCGCUCUGACCUGGAAGAGGAGUCCCACAUUGGACCUAGUCAGAGGCCGCUUCUAAUCGCAAACCCAGUCCUGCAGAGGGGGAGGGAGGAAGUCCAACCUGAGCAGGACAAUGCAGAGAUGGAGAAUGAGGACUUCUGUGCUGUGUGUCUGAUCGGCGGGGACCUGCUGUGCUGCGAUCGCUGCCCAAAAGUCUUUCAUCUGUCUUGUCAUAUCCCGUCUCUACUAAGCUUCCCUUCAGGUGACUGGGUGUGCAGCCUGUGCAGAGAUGUUGUGCAGCCAGAGGUUCAGUAUGACUGUGAGAAUGAGAGAACGUCGGGGGAACACACAUCGGCACAUGGACUGUCUGCAUGUGACCAGAGAAAAUGUGAGCGGCUGACUCUUCUGAUCUUCAGUAACAUCCUGAGUGCUCCCUUCCAUGAGCCUGUCAGUCCACUUGCUCGUCAUUACUACCAGAUCAUCAAGAGGCCCAUGGACCUGUCUGUGGUCAGGGCCAAACUCAACAAGAAGAAUACCCGACAUUAUAACUCGCCAGACCAGUUUGUUGCUGAUGUCUGUCUUAUGUUCCACAACUGUGCUAAAUUCAAUUAUCCUGACUCUGAAGUGGCCCAAGCAGGACGCAGCUUGGAGGCGUUCUUCACCUCCAAGCUGAAAGAAGUUUUCCCUGACAGAGUUUUCCCUGUGGCUGAGGCGGACAGUGACAGUGACGAGUACGAUGAGGCCUACAGGGCCGCUGAGAGUGGUUUCCCCUGGCCGGAGAGGAGGGAGCAGUGUCACAGGAAGAGGAAGAGGAGACACUCUCUCAAGUCGAGGAGACAUCACUUCUAACUCAGAGGUGAAUGGAGUGCAACCAAGGACACAUGAGUAUGCUGUAUUUAUGUGUAAUUAUACUGCUUUGUUGAGCAGCCUUGG